AUGAAGUCUCUCGCCAUUGUCCAGCUAUUGCUGGCAGCCGGCGUCUCUGCUGGUUUCAGGCGAAACCCGGGCAUGGAAGUUGGUCCAAUCGACGAGUCCACCAUCCUCGAUGCCGCAGACACAAACGGCACAGCUGGUUGGGGCACCUUUGACCAGCUGCUCGAUCACUCCAACCCCGAGCUAGGCACCUUUGCCCAGCGAUACUGGUAUUCAUCCACCUACUGGGAGGGCCCAGGCUCGCCCGUUAUCUUCGUCAACCCUGGCGAGCAGGCUGCGGAUGGGUUCAACGUGACCUACACCACGUUCCAGCGCCUGACCGGGCUCAUGGCUCAGCAAAUGGGCGCUGCCGUGGUCAUCAUGGAGCACCGCUACUGGGGCGAGUCGUCUCCGUUCGAGGUCCUGACCGUCGAGAACCUCCAAUACCUCACCCUCGACAACGCCAUCAAGGACAACACCUACUUCGCCAACAACUUCGAUGCCCCGUUCGAUUCCAGCGGGAAAAGCACGGCCAAGGACGCCCCUUGGAUCUACACGGGCGGAUCUUACCCCGGAGCUUUGGCAGGUUGGAUUGCGUCCAAGGACCCCGGCACGUUCUGGGCCAUCUACGGUACGAGUGGUGUGGUUGAAGCCAUUGGAGACUUCUGGCAAUACUUCGUCCCCGUCCAGGAGGCAACCCCCAAGAACUGCAGUGUCGACUUGAACACUGUCAUCGAGUACGUCGACGGGAUUCUUAUGAACGGGACCCACAAGCAAAAGGCUGCGUUGAAGAACCAGUUUAUGCUCGGGGACCUCGAGGAUGCCGACUUCGCCCAAGCGCUCGAGUACGGCCCUUGGUCGUGGCAGUCAGGUCAAUUCUACUCAGAAUCUAGUAUCGGAUACAACCCCUUCUACCAGUUCUGCGAUUACGUCGAGAACAUGUUCCCCAACUCCACCCACGCCGUUCCCGGUCCCGAGGGCGUUGGCUUAACCAAGGCCCUGGCCGGUUACGCCAAGUGGUUCAAGGAAAUUCAGCUCCCUGGUGCCUGCGAGAGCUAUGGAUAUUUCGAAGGCACCUACAACACUGAAUGCUUCCAGGCGCUGAACGCGUCCAACCCGCUCUACCACGACCUUACGCCCAGCAACGCGGGCAACAGGCAGUGGAACUGGAUGCUGUGCAACGAGCCCUUCGAGUACUGGCAGGACGGCGCGCCCCUCGACCGUCCCACCCUCGUCAGCCGCUUGAUCAACAUUGACUACUGGCGCGCGCAGUGCCCGCUGUGGUUCCCCAAGCCCGGCUACGGCAUCGCCCGCGGCGAGUCCGCCGAGGACGUUAAUGCGUACACCGGCGGCUGGUUCGAGGACCAGAGCAAUGUGACGAGACUCAUGAUGACCAACGGCCAGUGGGACCCGUGGCGCGACUCGACACUCAGCUCCAUCUCCCGCCCUGGCGGACCGAAGGAGAGCACACCCGACUUCCCUAUUCGGGUCGUUGAGCAUGGGACGCACUGCUCUGACUUUUAUGGCCAGAACUGGGCUGUCAACCCUGGAGUGAAGGCCAUUGCGGACGAUGUUGUCGCCAACAUGGCCGAGUGGGUGAAGGAAUUCUAUGAACAAUAG
Messenger RNA from Anthostomella pinea, 1596 nucleotides. The record is from the annotation of a GenBank genome assembly. Lineage: Eukaryota; Fungi; Ascomycota; Sordariomycetes; Xylariales; Xylariaceae.